AUGAACUUUACUCCAAAUGCCACCAUCGAUCCACAGCUGGGACUUCAGGGCCCAGGAGCGUCCCAGGAGAGUGGUGGUAGUGGUGGAUCCACCGGAGGUCUUUGGGUGACCUUCCUUUUGGGUGCCACACUCAUGAUCAUGUGCGCCAUGGGUGUGGCAGGCAACAUUUACACCCUCAUUAUCACCCGAUCAGCUGCUUUACGUCGCACAGGCUCCAUGUACGUCUACAUCAUCAACUUGGCCCUGGCCGACCUGCUCUACCUCUCCACCAUCCCCUUUGUCGUCUGCACCUACUUCGCCCAUGACUGGCUGUUCGGCGAGGCCGGCUGUCGUAUCCUGCUGAGUCUUGACCUCCUCACUAUGCAUGCCAGCGUCUUCAUUUUGGUCGCCAUGAGCCUGGAGCGCUACCGCGCCGUCGCUAAGCCCUUCAGCGCCCACAGGUCUUCAUCUCGCAAUCGGAAGCUAGUGGCAGGAGUUAUCUGGGGGUUAGCUUUUGUGCUAACGCUUCCCAUGAUGGUGAUGAUACGACUCAGAGAGGGCAAACCAACCGCCUCUGGUUUAAUCAAAAGGAUCUGCUUCCCUACCUGGACUCCUGAGCCCUUCAAGGCGUAUAUCACAGUCCUGUUUCUCACAAGUGUGCUAGUUCCAGGAUUGGUAAUCGUUGGGCUGUAUGUGGGACUCGCUAAGCGCUACUGGGCAGCCCAGGUUAGCUUGGGGGGUAGCAGCCGGUCCGCACGGAGAAGAGGACUGAAACAGAAAGUCAUAACUAUGAUCUUCAGUAUUGUUGUGGCUUACUGGGCUUGUUUCUUACCUUUCUGGGGAUGGCAGCUAGCCAAACUGUUUUCCCCAGAGUCGCUCAGAUCUUUGUCUUCAGCAGCACAUAACUACGUGAAUUUCUUUGUCACGUGUCUCACCUAUGGGAACAGCUGCAUCAAUCCAUUUCUUUACACUCUACUCACCAGGAACUACAAAGAUUACCUGGCCCAGAAAGGUCAGUCUUUUGGUUCAAGUAGAGCUGACCCAGGGUCGGCUGUGACUACACCUCUGCACGACCUUUAGUGGAUGAUUGAAGGAUUACAGAGUUGAGCCUCAGCAUGGACAUUUUUGCCUCACAAAUUUUGUACAAGAUUGGACAAUUUCAUUUUAUGAGAUGCUUGUUAUUUCCAGAAGCACUUUGACAAACUGUAAAUGCAGUGGUUAUAGUUGAUACUGCACACUACCAGCUCUGUUGAGAUAAAUCCACCACAAUAGGAACAUGUUUAUCUUCCAAGAAGAGUUUAGCUUUCAUGCUGGGGGAUGGCAAAAAAUUACACAACAUGGGGCUUGUU
Molecule: messenger RNA, 1328 nt
Organism: Cheilinus undulatus (humphead wrasse)
Lineage: Eukaryota; Metazoa; Chordata; Actinopteri; Labriformes; Labridae
Product: urotensin-2 receptor
Exons: 1
Coding region: 1-1059 (352 amino acids)
Biological process (GO): regulation of blood pressure; neuropeptide signaling pathway; blood vessel diameter maintenance
Cellular component (GO): membrane
Molecular function (GO): urotensin II receptor activity
Source: RefSeq, a predicted model, not a curated record